This is a messenger RNA of Suillus fuscotomentosus, 1756 nucleotides long. RefSeq lists its product as uncharacterized. The transcript has 7 exons. Bases 173 to 1549 code for a protein of 458 amino acids. NCBI's taxonomy places the organism in Eukaryota, Fungi, Basidiomycota, Agaricomycetes, Boletales, Suillaceae. The record is from RefSeq and is a predicted model, not a curated record.
CCGAGACCUUUCGGACUCACUACUCGACGAGUCACAUUAUUUGUUCACUGGACACCAUAAAACGCUCUACAAUUGUCUUGACCAUCGUCUACCAUAGACUUGAUCUGUGCCCCAAACGAACUGAGGGAGGACCCACUAGUUUCCGAUACCUCGUAACCCCCUGAAUCACCAGAUGGGAAACACAGUUCACCCAAUGCAUAGUUCCUUCGUGAAUGCUGACCUUGUAGAGUGUUUUCUGAGGUUUCUGCCUGACUUUCAAUGCCUUGCCUCAAUAAUCUUGACCUCAAAGGCCAUCUACAACGUCUUUCAACAACAUCCUCGCUCGGUUGUUCGCUCUGUAGCUUACAACUUGAUUGGACCAGCCUUGCCACAAGCACUACGUUUCGUCCGAUGCAAGAAUGCGCAACUAUAUUACAAGCCAGUUGGUGAACUCUUGGGUGAGGACGAUAUUCAGAAAAACCCAGUACUUUCCAGCGAGGACAUUACAAGCCUUGUGGGCAUUUUCACCUCCAUUCAAGAGCUCGAAAGCCUGUUUAGUUGGAGAAUGAAAGACCGACGAUUCAAGACAAGCCAGCUCUCCUUGGCGGAGUCGACACGAUUCCAGAAAGCCAUGUACAGAAUGUCCUUGUUCUCGGCUGUCUAUGGCUGCAAUGCUCACGAGUCAGCUAUUGGAUCCGACUCAGAUCAAGAAGAAAUCGAUUCGGCACUCGAAGAAGCCAAGACACUACGAAAAGGCUUCUUCGGAAGUCUUUCCACUCCUGAGCUGAGGGAUAUUCAAUCACUUGAAACGUUUUUACGAGGAGUAAUCACUCGUGAUUAUGGUGUUUGCUUUGCCACGAUCCCACCUGAAACCUACAGCCUUGAGUCAUCAUUUGUGCUCUACUGUGCUCCCUGGCACCACGUGAUUGAUGUAUAUAAGAGGGGGUUGGACUGCAUCACCGAAUGGGAUUCCGACAUCACUGAAGAAAUUCUUUUCUAUGACGACUUUAUCAUUGAGCCUUUAACCUCUGUCCUAGUAGACAGGACAGAACAGCCUCUCCUUCCUGUCACACAAAAACAGCCUAUAAUUGACGAAAUCGUUGGAGAGCAUGAUCGGUGCUCGCAGUGUCAAUCCGAUACUGUCAAGUGCCUGGAUCUAUGGGGGCCAAGUAACUGGGGCUACCUCUGGGGCACACCACCCCUCCACUCAAUCGUACAAUUACUGAAAGGUCAUGUCGGAGCAAAUCUUGCAGACAGAGCGCAUUUUUUGGCUUUGUUGUGCGAGACACCAGCUGAGGAGCUUGUCGGAGGAUUGUUCGACUACAAGACGCCGGCUUAUAGCACAUGGAACAAAGCAGACUGGUUAUGCCCACAAUGCUUGGAGAAGUUCGUACGUGACCAUCUGCAUAUCUGGUACUUGGGCCAGAAGGUUAAACGAGGAGACGUGAUUCCAAACAACUGCUGGUACGGAUAUAACUGUCGUACACAAACACACAGAUUAGCACACGCGCAGAAAUUGAAUCACUGGUGCGAACCCACCAGGGGAGAUGCCCCUCCGACCAAUGUCUAAGGGUUACAGAUUCUUUUAUGGACCAUGGUGUGUAUUUUUAGGUUCAGUGCUUUCUAUCCUAUUUGCGUAGGCCGCGUAUCAAAAUUUAGCCGCGAUUACCCACACUACCAGCCAGUAUGUCUUGUCUAGCUUAGUGGCUGGGACUAGCUCUGUUUGUAUUCGAGGUUACCAUUCAGAAUGACAUGCACUAGAGUGAUUUGACAACAA